AUGCUGGCCCCCGCGCGGCUUCUCUCGAGGGUUCCUCUGCUGUUCUUCCUUCUCUCCACUGCGCACCACUUCGCCUGGCGCAUUCUUGCCCAGAGGGGAGAAGGAAUCGCGUUUCAAACCGCCCGGGCUGCCACGGCCGCUCGACCCUCCUUUCUCCGGUGCCCACAGCUACAGAGAUGCUCUUCGUCCCGGGUGUUUUCUCCGGGACCGUCUUAUCUGGCUGUUGUUUCGCCCGCCUCCGCUUCGACCUUGUCCUUGCCUUCUCUCGCCUCUUUCAGUUCCUUGCGUGCUCCCAGCAGACCGCGCCUUCCUGUUGAGCGACUUCCAGCCCCGCCGGCGAAUGCUCCUCAGGCGCUCCUCUGCUUCUUGCCAGGCUGCACUCUGCACAAGUCCUUUCUGCCGUUGCUGCCGAACGUCCACGGGAGGAACCGCCAGCAAUCUCCAAAUGACAAGAGCCAGGAGAGGCCUGCCAGCAGCCCCGGGGCGUCUCGCCUCCGAGCAUCGGUCAGGGACCGGAGACUGCCGUCGCGGGCACUCGACCAGCUUCAGCGCCUCUUGGAGGCGAAGCAGUAUGAGGUGAAACUCCUGGUGGAGAAGCACGGCAGUCUGCUGGAUCCCCUCGCCCUCCGGCAGGCGUACGUGCACCACACAUUGAAUUCGAAGUUGACUGAGCGAAUGCGCAUCCAAACCCACGUCCGUGAACGCGACGAGAAGAUCCGCGCAAUGCACGCCGCUCGCUGGCAAGAACGCGACAGAGAGGCAGUUCUCGGGAAAGAUGCCCGGGAAGAGGGCCAGGAACCAAAGUGUGAACAGGCGCUCCAGUCCCACAGCCACCGUGUGGGCGGGGAGCACCCACGCUACGAUCUACAGGAAGUUCUUCAGGAACCGGAGACGCCGCACCGGUUGAGCGUCGCCUGUGACUUGAAGCGACGCAGCUGCACGAACUUGGCGGUCGACCCUCGGCGUCUGUCGUACCGGAAUCCAGGCGACGUUGCUGUCGACUGUGCCAGCGCCGGCGCAGACGUCAUCUUGGUGAACACGAACAAAGAAGGCUGGGGGGGCAGCUAUGAAGACCUGGAAGCGACGACGAAGGCGCUCCGUAACGCGUACAGCUGGUCCGAACGGCCUGCGGUGGUGAUGAAGGAUAUUAUCAUUCACCCCAUCCAGAUCGCCCAGGCCGUUGAGGCGAAGGCCGAUGGGGUUUAUUUGCACUUCUGCGUCGCCGGAAAAGAUCUGGAGGAUUUGCUCUUUGCCUGCUCAACCAUGGGAACCCAGGCGCUUGUCGAAGUGCACAGUGAAGCCGAAGCCCAGCAGGCGGAAGACGCUGGAGCGACGCUGCUCGUGGUGAAUCAGUGGGACCGUUACACUGGUCGCCUUAUACCUGAGCAUGCUCUCCGAGUGCGGAGUGUGUGUUCGCCUGAGGUCAUCGUGCUCGCUUCGGGCGGCCUGACGUCCACCGCGCAGGCGACGAAGUGUGCAAAGAGUGGAUUCGACGGGGUUGUCCUCGGCCAAGCCCUUACCCGCCCUGGGGCGUUAGACUUUAUCAAGGAACUCAAGGCGUGGCAGGGCGCCCCUCGCGAAUUAGUGCACCUGUUCGCGCCCGAUCCACGUGGAGCAGCCGCUGCGGCGAGAGGACUGGAAGAAGCCGCCGCCGCCAUCGAGGCGGAGGACGCGGCGCUGAAGGCUCAGCGCGAGGCGCGGCGGGCAGCGCGCCCUGCCUCAAGAGGGCCUGAUUCCGAGACGCUUCCCUCGGAAAAACGCGAGGCACUGGAGCAGGCGGCGCUCACGAGUGCUCAUUCGAAGCAGUUCCCCAGGCCGGAGGAGGCAGCCUUGGACGCUGAGUCCGAAUUCCCGGGCGACGAAGGCGACUUGGACGUUGCGGAAAAAGUCUUCGAGGAGGCGAAGCGUGGUUGGAAACCUGAGACGCAUGCAGAGCCUGCCGAGACAGGUGGGCGGCAGUGCAGCGCCUCAGAUUCGGUGGCAGGCCGACCCGCGCGAGACAGCGGAAAGGCCCGAAAAGAGGCAACAGACCGCGGCCACGCCCGCACCCGCGACAGACUCUCGGGUGGUCUUUCGCCGGAUUCCACGGUCCCGGGAGAGGAGAGAUCUGAGGCGCGAGGUGGGCAGAGUCGCGCGACUCCGAGUGACGACUUCACUGAACGGGUUCUCAGACAGUCAGGCCCGGACUUUCAGCCACAGCCGGCGGAGUCGCUGUUCGGUCCGCGGGCAGUGCCAAGGAGAAACGGCGACGCAUCUCAGGCGCCUGCUCAUCCUUCUGUGAAUGCCUCCAGUGGCAGUCGCGAUUCCGGGCGCUCGCCUUCCCCUGCGUCUCGAGGGGCGUACCCCGCCCCGCCGGCAGGCAUCGUCGACGUUUCCGGCGAGCAGGACGAGGAGCCCUCGCAGCGCCUCGGGCAAUUCCACGCGUUUUCCACCUUGCGUUCCUCCGAUGCGAGCGAGGGGCGAGACCGACGGGGAGACCCUCCACCGGUUCGGAUCCCCGAAGGCACCGACUGUGCUCCAAACGAAGAGCAACUUCUCCGCGCCUGCACGCGCGAGCUCCUGGGCCAGAUCGCGCGCGAACAGCACGUGAAACGGAUGGCAGACGAAGAGCACCGCGACCUGCAACUGGCGAUGUUUCGGCAGUACCAAAGGCUUGCCCGCGCGUCGCCUGCAGACGACCAGAAGGCGCGGACGGGUGGGGCGGGCCCGCUGUUUGUCCCGCCGUUGGCCCUCCAAGACACCCUCCAGACCGAUCCGCAUUUCCGGUCUCCGGGCCCCGAAGACGCCCUGGAUCCCUUAGCCCUGGGGCCGCAAGACGCCGACUCGAUCGCCGAGCCGUUCAAAGAGGCCUUUCCGAACGACCCCGCCCGCGCCGCGGCUGCAUGCACCGCUGCGGCGGCGGCAGCCGUCGCGGAUCCGUCCGGGUUCGCCGCGGUCGCGCGGGACCAUCUGCAGAAAGCAGCUGAGCGCGGCGCGUACACACUGGCGGAUUCGAAUGACCCCGCGGCGGCUCUCAGCGCAGCGGCGCCGACGUUCGCAGCGGCUUCUGCGACGGCCGCCUUGACGGCCGCAGUCGCCCGAGGCGAGCGCGACGCGCAGGCUGCCGCGAAGUCCGCAGCGGCUGCGCUGCGGGGCGCGCAUCCGCCGAGCCCGAAAGCGCUGGCCGCCUUGGCAGCUGCGGCGGUCCAGGAGAGAAAGGCCAGAGGCGAUCGGCCGGAUCAGUGGGGAGCGCCUUUCGGUCCGACAGACGAACAGGCUCGCGUGGUGGACGCAGAGCCGCAGCUGCUCGGGGCGUCUCUCGCGCCUCGCGGGGCCGCAGGCCGUCAAGGCGAGGAGGCGAGAAGCCGCGAGAGCUGCGAGAGCCGCGAUCCGACAGCACGGCGCGAGAUUGGGAUGGUCCCUUUCGGCGGCCCCGACGAGGAAGCGGAACUGUUUGACGAGGCUGAACUCGAGCGGAUCGGGCGUCUUUUCUUCACAGAGGAGGAACUCGAUGGCUUUCUCCGGGAGUUGAGGGCGAAGAAGGCCACGCGGCAGUCCGCACGCAGGGGAGGUGAGGAGGAAGGCGUGCACGGGCGCGCAGAGAAACGGGAAGAUGUUCACAGUCGGAGGCAAGGAUUUCACACUGCUCAGCGGCCGGACGGAGGAGGUGAGGAAGCAACCCAGAAAGGAACAGCUGUUGACACUGCAGCGGGCGCGGGCGUCAGGACGGGCUCCGGCGGUUCCCUCCCGAUGUGUCUGGGGAAGCCGCCCGAAACGGAGAACUCACGAGAAGGCCAGGACGCGCGAGCUGACAAAGAAGGGACGGGAACGGCCGAGGCAAGAACUGACGGGAAUGGUGUUCCUCGGCGUGUCCAGACCGAGACUGCGGGCGGGGCGGGGGCCGAAGCCAGCGUCGAGGAGCGAGUCGCCGAUCCUGCUCGCGCCAGCGAGCCUUCUGAAUCGUCUUCUGAGUCGAGGCCAGUGCGUGCGCGACCUUCCAAGGCUGCAGCCAGCUGGCAAGCCGAGAAAGUCUCCUUCAGCACGCAAGAGUGGUUCGCUCGGGCGAACCGCCGAAAGAAAGAAGACCACGAACUCGUUCAGCACGUUCGCCAGCAGACGCAGCGGGCGGCAGAUCAGCCGGCAGGCAAGCGCGACGGAUCCCCGGAAACAGACGCAGACUCCGCUCCGGACAGCGUUUCUGGAGCCCGGGCUGAGACGUCUAGCGAGGCGGGCGCCUCGUUCAGGGACGGCGGGAGAGAGACGUUUUCCCGCUUUGGCCGACAUGCGCCAGGGCCGUCGCUGACGACUCCGAUGGACCAGAUGGAGGCGUUUCUGCCGUUCUUUCAGGGCCGAGGGAGUCACCACCACCUGGAGGAUCCGCCUGAAGUGCAAGAACGCAUGCAGCAGGAGGCCUUUCUUGAAGAGCUGAAGCGCCGGGAAAGCACGGGCGGACUGACCUCGGCCACGCUCACAGGGAACCCUGCAGACUCGCCGCUGGGCGACCCCUCGCGCACGGGCCAGCAGGCGUACGAGUUGCUCGAAGCGCAGCAGAAACGGCUGCAGGCGGAACGCCGACAGCGGCCACCUGCGGCGAGCCUCCGGGCGGAGGCUGUGGCUGCGGCCGCAGCUGCGGCGGCUGCGGCUUUAGCCGACGGAGCGCCUCCUCAGGCGGCUGUGCAGGCAGUCAGUCGGGCGGCGGGCGCGGCAACUGUAGGCAGUGCCGUCGACCUAAGUUCUAGAGACCGAGAGAAACCAGCAAACGGCUGUCGGCAGAGCACAGCCGGAGAGACCGAGGAGAGUGUGCAGCGUGCAGACGCUGCCCCUAGAGCAGCUGUACAGGGUGCAAUGCUCGGGGGCGAACGCGGCGCCUAUGCGGCACUAUGGGGGACCAGCAGCCAAGGGGCUGGUGGGUUUUUCGAAAGCUACGUUGACGAGCUGGCUCAGAGCGGUGGUCUUCAAGUGGAGCCUAGCGAGGACUAA
Molecule: messenger RNA, 4959 nt
Organism: Neospora caninum
Lineage: Eukaryota; Apicomplexa; Conoidasida; Eucoccidiorida; Sarcocystidae
Product: putative indole-3-glycerol phosphate synthase domain containing protein
Exons: 6
Coding region: 1-4959 (1652 amino acids)
Biological process (GO): L-tryptophan biosynthetic process
Molecular function (GO): indole-3-glycerol-phosphate synthase activity; phosphoribosylanthranilate isomerase activity
Source: RefSeq, a predicted model, not a curated record